AAACUGUUUGAUUUUUCAUAAGAAUCUAUCUACUACUUCAAAGUAAAAAACUGAAGCCUAAUCAGUCAAAUCAAAGUUUAUUAAUUGUAUGCACCUAACAUUAUUUGACUUUCUCAAACUCAAAACACACAUUUUUCUUGAUUUUUGUACGCUGAGAAAUUUUUUGGAAGCAAAUCAAGAUUCAACAUCCAUUGUAAGCAGCCAUGUCUUUGGCAAUCUCUCAGCUUUCUUGUUUUUCUUCAAUCAAUCGCAGAUUAGUACAGUUUCAUAGUCGACCAUUGCACCCAUGUUCUACUUUUCCCCUAAAGGUAAUUGCUAUGAGUAACGAUGGGCAUGGCACAGAUGAAUCCAGUUUAAAGAACAGGACCACAUUAAGUUAUGCAACAGAUUCAUCGCAAUCACUUAAUGGGACUGCAUCAAACUCAUAUUCUGCACUAGAAGAAAAUGUCACUGAGAAAGAAAUAAAUGAGUCAGUGCAAGAGAACUCCAGCAGCCAGCCAAAAAAGGCUGCAAAAAUUCAUGAUUUCUGCUUAGGAAUUCCCUUUGGUGGUCUUGUUUUCACGGGAGGACUUAUUGGUUUUAUUUUCUCAAGAAAUCCUGCCACAUUAAGCAGUGGUGUUCUUUUUGGAGGUGCAUUAUUGUCCCUCAGCACCAUUAGCAUGAAGGUGUGGCGGGAAGGGAAAACUAGCUUUCCGUUCAUAUUGGGUCAAGCAGUACUUGCUGCGGCCCUUCUGUGGAAAAAUAUGCAGACCUUCUCACUGACAGGAAAAAUGUUCCCUACUGGCUUCUUUGCUGCCAUCAGUGCUGCAAUGUUCUGCUUCUACUCUUAUGUGAUACUGUCUGGGGGUAAUCCACCACCUAAGAAGUUGAAGGCAUCUACUUCAGGGGCAUAUUAGUGAAAAUCGUUGACAGUUCUUCAGUGAGCAAAUCUGUUAGUUUGCGCGAGUUACAUGUUGGCAAUGAGGGAGAGUGAGCAACGUUUCGAUAAUAUUGGUCUUGGAAUGUAGAAUGAGUUUGCUAAAAUGUCAUAGGAGUUUGUUCAUUAGCAACUUGCUGGUGGCAGAAUGAAUGUUAUAAUAGCUUGGAUUAUACAAAUUGUUAUGUAUGGAUCAUUUUAAGUACUUGAAGCAUAGAAUUCAGUGUUUUUUUCUUCAUA
Molecule: messenger RNA, 1156 nt
Organism: Solanum tuberosum (potato)
Lineage: Eukaryota; Viridiplantae; Streptophyta; Magnoliopsida; Solanales; Solanaceae
Product: protein FATTY ACID EXPORT 1, chloroplastic-like
Exons: 6
Coding region: 204-896 (230 amino acids)
Biological process (GO): fatty acid transport
Cellular component (GO): chloroplast inner membrane
Molecular function (GO): fatty acid transmembrane transporter activity
Source: RefSeq, a predicted model, not a curated record